This is a messenger RNA of Juglans microcarpa x Juglans regia, 1365 nucleotides long. RefSeq lists its product as uncharacterized. The transcript has a single exon. NCBI's taxonomy places the organism in Eukaryota, Viridiplantae, Streptophyta, Magnoliopsida, Fagales, Juglandaceae. The record is from RefSeq and is a predicted model, not a curated record. Bases 1 to 1365 code for a protein of 454 amino acids.
AUGGCCGGCCGAGAUCAGGAGCAUCAUGUUACCAUAGAGCUACAGUGUGGCUUGGAUGAAAGGUUUCUUCAAUUGGAGAGUGCAGGAAACUACGAUAUCAUGCCAAAUAAAGCUGGAAAGGUUCCACUCUUCAUGAAAAAUCACCCAAAUCUCUCGAAGUAUUUUGAGCCGAGCUUUGUAUCAUUCGGUCCUGUCCAUCAUGGUAAUAAAAAAUACCAGUCAGCAGAAAAGUACAAGCUUAGAUUGGCAAACUACUUCGUCAAAGACAGUGGUAAAUUUGCUAAUCUUUUGUACCAGAAAGUUGAGGACAACUGCGAGAGACUGAUGCAGUACUUCGACGAGGAAGUGGCCGGAGAUUACAAUAAGCAGGACCUCGCCUGGAUGCUGUUUGUGGACGGGUGUGCAGUUUUACAGUCCAUUUUCUGUGUAGUUGAGGUAACAUUCGAAGAAUUGAAAAUUGAACACGAUAAAAUGGCUUUAUGGGAACAGGAUUUGUUCUUGUUGGAGAACCAACUUCCGUAUCAACUCUUACUGGAUUUGAUGGAUUCCAGCGCGAAGAAAGAUGCAUUGAGGACAUCCAUCAAAGCCUUCAUCAAUAAGCAUAGCGUGGCGCUGCAUAGUUAUAAUCAGAAAGAGCCCGAGGGGCCAGCCCAUAUUCUGGAUUACCUCUGGCAGAUUCUCGUGGACGAAGAGCAAUAUUUAAAUCACUUCAAGAUCAUGAAAUGGUAUCGACAUGCAGAGCGCCACGGCCAAUCCGUCCCGUGGCAUCACAACGUGCAGGAACUUAAAACCGCAGGAAUCAAUGUGAAGCCUGGUAAAGGCCGUACCUUGACAGACAUAGAUUUCAUCUAUAAUCUACUGAAUUUCUAUCCCGGAUACCUCUCGAUACCCCCAGUAGUAAUUGACUACGCGACGGGGUUCAAGCUCGUCAACUUGAUAGCCUACGAAAUGACUCGUCCAGGUAUGUCCAAUUACGACGGCGUCAGAUCUUACGUAUCAUUCCUCGGUUCGAUCCUCGAUGGAACCGGUGACGUCAAGGAACUAAUCAAAGCACGCGUCCUAUACAACUUCCUUGACAAGGAUGAUGAAGUGUUUCAGCUCUUCAAAGAUAUAUCCAGCACCCUGAAUAUUCCUGUCCCAAAUGAAUUUCAUGUGAAUGUCAAGCGCAAGAUUGAGAAGUACUACGGCAACAAAUACAGGAUAUGGAUGGCUCAAUUGUUUCACGAUCUCUUCAACAGACCCUGGAAGAUCCUUACUUUUUUUGGCUCAUUCUCCGCGCUUUUUCUAACUGCCACUCAGACUUUGUACCCAAUUUUCUCUCCAUCUGGACACGGCGAAGAUCAAGUCCGCAAGAAAUUUAUAUGA